This is a messenger RNA of Babesia ovata, 1098 nucleotides long. Its product is annotated as isoleucyl-tRNA synthetase, putative. The coding region runs from base 1 to 1098 and encodes 365 amino acids. The record is from RefSeq and is a predicted model, not a curated record. The transcript has 6 exons. Lineage: Eukaryota; Apicomplexa; Aconoidasida; Piroplasmida; Babesiidae.
AUGAGUAUUGACAGAAAGAUUAUUCGAGCUGUUCCCAACUUCGUUUCCAACAGCUUCGGCCAACUUGUGAAGGCGCGAUACGCGACAACAGCCGCGCAUCAAGCUAGCCUUGCGUGGAAGAUGCCGUGGCAGCAAUGCUCGAUCUUCGAAACGAAAAGGGACGCCGGCAGUCCGUCUAAGCCACGUGGAGCACAGGGCGAGCUUGGAAAUAAGGCUGUUCGUGCAUCUCCUACACAAAGCAACCCAUCGGACCACGAUGAGCACCAAUACAUUCAUGAAAUCUUCAGGAAGCAAGCACUGCCGAAGUGGAAUGCGAACGUCUACGUAAAGGCGCUGCAGAAUUUUGCUUACCUGCAACCCCGGGAGAAUGAUAACGCCGCGGACUUGGUUGGGAAAUUGGUCAGAGUUCUCGCGCAAAACAUAAAUGCACUAAACAAUUACGAAAUCACGCGGGUCAUUUUCGCAUGCUCGAAGGGAAGACUGCUACAAAACAGGUAUAUCACAAGGUCGUUCGUUAGGCUCCUAGAAAACGAAGUGAUGCAACGGCUGGACACGCUGUAUGCAAUUGACCUGUUUCGCAUACUGCACUCGGUCACUCACAUCAAUGCCGACGCGGCCAGGUGCCCUGUGGAGCCUAUAUACAACUUCGCGCAACCAAAUGAGAUGCCGUUUGACCCGAGCAUGGUAAAGCACGUAAUUGGUCGCAUCGUAGACAGAAUCGCAAACCUGGGUACCAUGGACAUCGCAAACCUUACAUGCCUAAUCGCAUAUAACGGAAUGGAUGACGACAAAAUAUCGCAAAGACUCAACAGCGCAAUCAGGAGAAGGCUGUGGGGGAUUAAGGACACGAUCAAGGUGCUUACUCCAGUCAUAGCCCUUGCGAUGUUUGGUAACUUAUCGACGGAUACGGUGAACUGUGCUCUCAAGGCCAUUCGCUCCAUCUCCACGCUGCCUACGUAUGGAGUGAAGGACACGACCGCUAAGGAUAAUUGGAGGAUAUUGCAGACGGUGAAUAACGAGCUGUACCCCUUGAAACUGUUAGAAAUGGCCGUGCGAGCCGAUUACGAACAGGUUGGAGACAGUAGCAACGAAAUCUAG